GAAGCUCCACAGGCAGCAGCCGGGAUAUUCCAGCACAGGGGGAACUGGGGGGCCCAGUCUGACACCCUAACUGCAGGAGCUCCUGGCGCCCAUUCUCUCAUUUGCACUACACAGUGAAGGCCCAUCCUGAGAACCCGAGUCACACGUACCCCGUGCUCCGUUACUAGCUGGACUGUUUGAAUUUUACAGCCAAAUAGGGGUCCCCCCUGCACCCACCUGCACCCUCCUGCACCCAGGGCUGUUGCCUCCCACUGCCUUAUGGAUCCAGCCAUGAUGGAAGAAGUAGUAAAGAAAAUGCUGAAUGCCCAGGUUAUUAUGGGCCACAUUGAGGGGGUCCCCCUGCCAGACUCCACCUGUGACGCGUGGGACUCUAUAUACAAUUUCCAGGCCCGGGAGGACGACAUCCUCGUCGCUACCUUCCCCAAAGCAGGGACAACGUGGAUGCAGGAGAUCGUGGAUCUGAUAUUACAGGAGGGAGACGCGCAGAAGGGCAGGAGGGCCCCGUGUUUCAUCAAAGUGCCAUUCAUAGACCUGAUACCGCCAAAGCCCAUGCCGUCAGGUGUGGAGUUGGCACAAACCAUGAAAUCCCCCCGUGUCCUAAAAACUCACUUACCUAUUAACCUGCUGCCCCCCUCCUUUUGGGAGAAGAAUGUCAAGGCUGUCUAUGUUGCCAGAAAUGCCAAGGACUGUAUGGUUUCUUAUUAUUACUUCCAAAAGAUAAACAAGGGUCUGCCGCCCCCCGGAACCUGGGAGAAUUACUUCUCGGCAUUCCUGUCUGGAGAUGUGCCAUGGGGCAGUUGGUUUGACCAUGUGAUUGGCUGGUGGAAAGCUAUGGACAAACACCAGAUUCUCUUUAUCUUCUAUGAGGACAUGAUCGAGGACCCAAUGCGUGAGAUUCGCAAAGUCAUGAAGUUCCUGGGGAAGGACUUAUCUGAUGAGGUUCUGGAGAACAUCAAGCAUCACACUUCCUUCCAGACAAUGAAGGAGAACCCUAUGACUAAUUUCAGCGUGUUUCCCAAUGUUAUCUUUGACCAAACCAUAUCUCCUUUCAUGAGAAAAGGGACCGUGGGGGAUUGGAAAAACCAUUUCACGGUGGCACAGAACAUUAUCUUUGAUGAGGAAUACAAGAAGAAGAUGGAGGGCAGUGGGCUGAACUUCCGCACUGAACUCUGAUAGAGAAUGGGGCCUAAGGAGCCGGUGGGAAUUCCCUUCCUCAUCUUCACACAGGGGACAACCUGUGCCCACAAGAUUGUACAGAGGAGCCAGAGGCACAUGGAGCCCAAUAAGAGAUUCUCCUACGACUCCCUUUCUUGGUGGCGCCUUUGUGCCUCUGUACGGGCCAUAAGGAACCUGUUGGGCCAAAGUAUAGAUCUGCCUAUUGUGUCUGAGAUAACGUGAUGGAAGAGGAAAUGCUUUGAGCCUUUAUUUGUAGUUCUGGGAUUGAUGGAAGCACUGAAUUCACAAACCCUCCAGACAAGGGUCUGUUUUGGUCCUGUAUGUAAAUAAUAAUACUUCUAUAUGUAGAUAAAGGUUGUUCUCCAGACCUCACCCUCUUCCUAUCUUCUUCUCUCCAUCUGCUAGCGCUGCCUGAAGCUUGGCAGAAAAUGAUCCAGAUGGUUUUAUAUGGAGUUUGGCACUAGGAAGAAUUUCAAUAAAAGUAAAAUAAAUUAAAGCUGCCCAUAA
Xenopus tropicalis (tropical clawed frog) is the source of this 1683-nucleotide messenger RNA. RefSeq lists its product as uncharacterized. The record is from RefSeq and is a predicted model, not a curated record. The coding region runs from base 259 to 1173 and encodes 304 amino acids. The transcript has 9 exons. Gene Ontology annotation, molecular function: sulfotransferase activity. Gene Ontology annotation, cellular component: cytoplasm. NCBI's taxonomy places the organism in Eukaryota, Metazoa, Chordata, Amphibia, Anura, Pipidae.